AUGGCUGAGAUCGUUGGCACAGUAGUAUCUAUUACCCAGCUUGUGCAACUGAGUGGUGCCUUACUCGCUGGUGGCUAUAGUUUCCUAUCCAAAGUCGCGCGAGCGCCUAGCGAGAUCCGGGGUCUCCUGACUGAAACCGCUGCUGUCAACAGCCUUCUAGCGCAACUCCAGCAGAUUGCAGACUCGGUACCUAAGAACGCUUCGGACGAUGCGCUGCAAGCCCUCGAACGCGUCGGUGUCUUCCAAGAAUGUCAAGCAAUCCUGAAGUCGAUUGAAAAGGCACUAGCCAAAUGCGAGCAGGUCAAUGGUCAAGACGCGAGGAAUCUUGGAAAGAAGUUGAUGUGGCCGUUUAAAGAGAAAGAGACAAAGGAUGCGUUGCAGAGACUUCAUCAUAUGCGCGGGUUGCUCGCGAAUGCAAUCGACGCCAAUUCGGCAUCCGCGGUACGGCGCAUCGAAGUGGGACAAGCCCUACUCUCAGAUGAAAUUAGAGAGGUAUCCAGACACCUCAGCACCCAGAAGAACUGUGAAGAAGCACGUAAGGUGGUAUCAUGGGUCUCUUCAACGCCAUCCGAUGGUGCUCAUAUCAGUCUUGCAAGUGCUUUGAGCCGCCACAUUCCUGGUACUGGAACAUGGCUCUUACAGUCCAAGCAAUUUCAGAAUUGGAAAAACUCGGAGAUCGGUACAAUGUGGAUAACGGGUCUGUCAGGAUCGGGCAAAACGCUUCUCUGUGCUUCUAUCAUCCGAGACAUCCAGCAGUUAUGCGCAGAGACUACUGCAGUCGUCUACUUCUUCUGUGACCAUCGUGAUCGCACAAAAACAACACACGAGAAUUUUGCUGCGAGCAUCGUAAGGCAAAUGAUGGAAGCUUCGUCUUUGUGUCUCGAACAAGGCAGAGCACUGUACAAAGAGAAGUCCAAGGAAGGCAGUCGCCCUUGUCAUAAAGACGAGUACAUACCACUGAUCUGUUCUUCGGUGGAAAAUCUUAAAGAGGUUUUUGUUAUCGUGGAUGCGCUGGAUGAAUCCACUCAGGGCGAUGCUAUAGCCCAAAGUCUCGUGAAAAUCCACGACUCUGGCAGAAAAGCGGGCUGUCAUAUCAGAGUUCUUUUAACGAGCCGAUUCGACGCCCGUAUACAAGGGCGAUAUCCGACCCUUGCUAUGACACAUGUUGUUCUUGCAGAGAACAUGCGCUCUGACAUUCAGCACUACGUCAAUGAAGAACUUCAAUUACGUCUCGCCAAGGGCGUACUGAAGGUCAGGAACGACAACAUUUUGCCUGCAAUACAGCAAUGCGCUUUACUUCGUGCUGGCACGAUACUACAAGCAAGGUUGCAGAUCGACUACCUUUGUACAGCAAAGUCGGACAAAGAGAUCAAAAACAUGAUACAAAGGUUGCCUAACGGACUCGGAUACACGUAUCAAACACUUCUAUGUGGUAUCGCGAUGCGAUAUCCGACGAGAAUUGUAGAGGUGCAGAAAUUGUUCCGGUGUCUUGUCACUGCUGCCGAGCCCCUUACUGCUUGCGAGCUAUCAGAAGUGUUGGCCAUCGAACCCGACGAACGCGAUCUAGAUCAUGACGCCGUGGCCACUGAUCCUUUCGAUGCCUUGGAACCUAUCUCUGCUCUUGUUCGGAUCGAAGGAAUGGGGACACUACGCAGUGUAGUAAAACUUUGCCAUUACUCGUUCCAAGAGUAUCUCUGCUCUCAUGCCAUUCGACAAAGUCCGGCCCACUUGUUUCAUAUUGACAAAGAAGAAGCACAAGCGUGGAUGACUGGUCUAUGCCUGCAGUAUCUCACGUUGAAUACUUUCGAUACGCCAAUAGAGUACGGUCUGGAUCUGGGUUCCAAUAGUAGUUACGCCUUUCGACGAUAUGCAGCAGCCAACUGGUUCAAGCAUGCCAUGAUGGCAGAAAACUACUGGUUACUACGAAACAUAUCCAUUCCUUUUCUGGGUUUUUUCCUGGACGCUGGUGAGGGACCGCCUUGUUACAAGAGAUGGCAGAAUCUGGUUGCGAAUACUUACAUCGACGCUGACUUUGUCGAUUACUCCCCUAUAUGUAUAUGCAUUUGGAUACCACUGAAUGGCAUUGCAAGAAGCUUGACCCAUCAACUACCCUCGUUGGACCACACUUUUGAGAACGGUCUGACAUGCCUUGCUGUAGCAGCGAAAGAAAACAACCUUUACAUGACAAACUACCUGCUACACCAUGGCGCGAACCCUAACAAACCGACUUCUGAACCGGGCUUUCCGAGAGCCAUGACUCCGAUACAUUUCGCUGCGGAAUACUGUGCAUUCGAGGUAUUAGAAACGCUGCUAAAGCAUGGGGCUGACCCACAUAUUCCUUCAACUUCUGGGGCUACCCCAUUCUACCGGGCUUGCCGUGGUGGAAAUCUAGACAUAGUGAAGAGGCUCAAGGAGUGUGGUUGCGAUAUUAAUGUACGGACUUGGGACAGUUGGACACCUAUGAUUGAGGCAGUCGUAAACGACCACGAGAGCGUUGUUGAUAUCCUUAUCGAGUGGGAUGCCGAUGUAUCUACUGUCACAGGAGACGGCGAGACGGCGCUUUCGAUUGCUGAAACUCUCGGUCAAUUGACGAUCGUAGGAAAGUUUAAGUGUGCUAUCAGUGGAUUACAAGAGACCAUGCCUAACAUCUUACCUGAGAAAUAUAGAGAAUAG
Alternaria arborescens is the source of this 2673-nucleotide messenger RNA. RefSeq lists its product as hypothetical. The transcript is spliced from 3 exons. The record is from RefSeq and is a predicted model, not a curated record. Lineage: Eukaryota; Fungi; Ascomycota; Dothideomycetes; Pleosporales; Pleosporaceae. The coding region runs from base 1 to 2673 and encodes 890 amino acids. Gene Ontology annotation, molecular function: protein binding.